CAAAAUUCGAGUUUGACGCUUUCAAAAAUGACAUCCUAAAACGUUUGCUGCCUGGAAGAGAAGUGAAAACGAACUAAAAGUCGGGUAUUAUUAGUCUAAGGAAAUGAGUACCAAACAGAGCCCGGCCCUCCAGCUGGCGGAGGGGCAGCUAACCAAGCUGACUAGCGAAUCGGAAGAGAUCCGUAUGCGCGCGCUCGACCAGAUUGAGACGAGAUUCAUCAGGUGCCUGCAACUGGGCGAGCCGAUACAGUUCAAGCCGGUCCUGCUGCUGAAGCAGCUCAUCCGCUGGUUCGGGUACACACCGCCGCUGGUGCCCGACCGUGUGCUGGCCAUGAUUAUGGAACUCCUUCGAUCCGAGUACGCCGAGGCGGUGAUUCGCAAGAUUCCUUACGAACGCUUCAAGGCCGAGCUGCAGAAGGUUCGCCGUGUGCUACACAAGCAGGAGUCCAAGCGGGUCAGCGAAUUGCUGGAUGAUAUGAAUUUGCUGCUUCUCGAGAAGUACAACAUAGACCGGGUGACGCCGAGCGUCUCCAGCCUUAGUUCAAAUGACAUUCCCAGUCAGGCAACUGAAUCCGCAGACAGCAGUUCGAAUCAGAUUUACGACAAUCUGAAACCGGAAGAUUACGAGCCCUCCUGGUCGCAUCCGUGCUUGGACGAUGUGGCCACCAUGAAGAGCAUGAUUGAUUUGCCACGAAAUAGCGUUGAGUUGCAGUUGCAGCUCACCGAACUGAUCAUCCGUAUGGGCGACUACCCAACUGAGUACUUUCUGCAGCCACCGUUCGUAUUCUUGCAUCUGGUUCAGUUGCAAACGAUGACUGACGGUAGCCUGAUACAUGUGAACCGGGCACUAAUUGCCUGCCUGCGGCUGCUGCAGCAGCGCAUCUUGUUGCGCCGAAACACUCUGAGCUACGCGGACAGGUUCGAUCCUCCGUCACGCCCCAAGCAAGUGAAGGUGGUGAGCGCCUUGGUAAUUCUGCUGGAAAAUUGCAUGAAGCUGAUUCGUCCGUUGCUGUUCAGCUGCACAAACGACAACUGGCACAUAAUGGAGCUGAUCGUGGAAAUAGUGCGGACCCACGAUGUUCUCAGCUCAAAAAUUCCCUUAGUGAGCAUUACGCUCAUCGCGGACGCGGUCAAAAGUCUGCUGGCGUAUUGUAACAGUGUAGAAGGCAGUUGCAUGACCCAGCUGAUGGACUCGCUCAGGAUUCCCCGCCUGCAAUCGCUGAUCCUUAACGGCGUGCUGCACGAUAUGGUGGCCUUAAAUAUAAACUAUGACAAACGCAUGGACCGACGCCAAGCCAAAGCACUCAUCCAACCUAUAGUUUUGGACAGCGCUUACCUGUCUGGCAUGCCCGAGCGCAUGAAGUCGCUAAACACUCUAAUAUCGUCUUUGGAUUCUGGACCAUCACCGGACGAGGAGUUGAUCAAGCUGAAGCGGGCCUACAGCGUGGCCCUAAAUCAAUUACAUCCGAAUACGGAACUGACUGGGUCGCUGCUAAUCCAGAAGUACAGACAAGUGUGCCUUGUGCUCGUCCAACUGGGCAGUGAGACAUUGGUAAAGCAGCUCUUCGGAGCUGUUGUAAAAUGCAUUCCAUUCUACGCGGGCAAUUUAAAGCUAAGAAAGGAUGCGGAUGAGCUGCUUUACACCCUUGUUGAUUUGCCUGCUCUCAAACUUCGUUCACUUAUAUAUCGUUUAAUGAUCAAAUCCACCGUGGCCCACUUUCAUUCCUUUAUGAACAAGACAGUCUAUAUGACCGGCUGCAGCAAUGUGGAUCUGAUUCGUCAGCAUAUCUUAGGCGUGCCGCUAACUCCCCUGCUGUUACGCAGAAUGAUAAUUCAGAGUUCGGAAGCAAAUACUUCGGAACGUAUGCAGCAGUGGUGCCUCGACUAUCCUAUAAUGAUUAUGAAGCUAAACGCUAUUCUAGCUCCGCAGGAUUUCAGCGUUGUUUUCCCGUUGCUACUCCCCGUGCUGCCUCUGCUGAUCAGCAGGUCGGUUACACACAAGAUAUUGCACAACGUCAUAUGGAACGUUUUAGAGCCGGACUCCAGCCGUUUGGAUCCGCAAUUGAUGCUGCGCGGGUACGUUUACUUCAUGUUCCAUCCGGAUGGCGAGGUUAGGAGCGAGGCCACCACUACAAUUGCUUACGUGCUGCAAUGUCAGGAGCAAACGAAUAGAUAUUUGCCCACCGCAAGCAACGUACCGGUUGAGCACAUCGCCAACGAUCUCUGCAUAAUUCAACCACCAUUCUGUUAUAGAAGCAUUUUCAUCAAAUGCUCUGAUGAGCGGUUUCAAGGUCAGCGCAGCUUGGACGCCCUGUUCCGAUUACUCCAGGCCAAGGACAUAAAGUCGAAUAUCCGAAAGUCAACAAUGACUCAAUUAAAUGUCUUGCUACGAAACUGGAGAGCUUGUGAGGAAUUCUCCACAAAGGAGGAUGGAUAUCGACUGAUUAUGGAGUCUCUGCACAACGCUCUGAAAAAGGGGAACGACACUGAUAUUCUGCUGCCCACUGUGAGUAUCCUGAUGAAGCUUCUGUUCAAUGACGAUGAGUUUCGAUUAGAAGUCGCGAACACAUUCGGGGUGUACACUUUACUGCUGAGGGCUUUAUUCUUGUUCCCCCACUUGGAACAGUUGCGCCAGGAUGUCAGUAUAUGCCUGUUCCAAAUGCUGUUCCAGAAUUGUAUCACCUCCACUGAAGACAAACUGGUACUGAAUGCGAAUAUGGAACCCCUGAUUUUGCCUGUAACCUAUGAAAUUGAACAUAAAGUUAUACCCACUGCCGUUACGGAAGGAUUGGAGCUGCAACAAAAUGUGGAGGCGACCCAUUUCGGGCGAGAUAGGGCAAAAGCUGCACAGCAUUGGCGACUGUAUAUGGCCUAUCGCGUUUGCCAGGUUCCAUCCAGCAUUACUUUGGAGUCUGUGAGCGCUUUGGAUAUAAGGGAGUCUCUUAAGAUCAAAAUGGCCGAUUUGGCGUUAGUAAGAUCCUCCGACUUAAAUGAGCAGCUAAGUUGUCAGUUUAUCGCAGCGGAGAAUUGCAGCAAACACGAGGAUCUGCAAAAAACUGUGUCGGCCAUUCAGCUAUUUCUCGUGGUUCUGCGAAACUCAUUAAGUGAUACGGUGGCUGAGAACUUGUGGAAAUUAAUCCAUAAGUACAUCCGCUUAGCGCCGGGGAACGAAGCGGAUGACAAGGUGUACAAGUCCAUGCUGGAUCUGUGCGUAACAUGCAUUCGCUUCAGCCAGCCACAUGCUAUCAACGGACUGAGCUACGCUCUGGAAACGGAUCAUCAUCACAGCUUCCAAUUACUCCUGCACGAUAGCCAAAUUUCUCUGGAUAAGCUAUUCCUGAUUUGCCAGUGCAUGAUGCAGCUUUUGUCCAACGAGCUCAGUGAUGAUUCGAUGAACUGGUAUGGCAAGUUCUUUAUGCAAUUGAGUGCCGUGGCCAAGACGCACUUUGAAUUGCGCCAGCUGCAGCACGUUCGCUGCAUACUUUGCAUGCUGCGCUUUGUAAGCGAGCGAAAUCUGAAAUUUAGUAAUGCUCAGUUGAUGAGCUACUCUCAGCAUUUUAUCCAAUUGUCCAGCAAUUUACGUACCUCAACUCAAACCGGAUCCGAGUGGCAGCGGGACUGCUUGUACAUAAUCUGUCAGCUCCAGAUCCAUCUAAUAUAUCAGGAGCCAAAGGCGUCCAGCAAGGCCAGUAUCCCAAACGAUGUCGGAGCUUCAUAUAAGGUCUUGCGCUAUUUCUUAACACUUUGCGGGCACGGUGACAGUGAAGUGCGUGCAUUGUCCUGGGUAUCGUUGGCCAAUUGGAUAACCAUCUGUGGCUCGCAGGUAGCAGAAAUUCUGCCUCGCCUGGAUUUUCUACCCGGCGGACUGCCGGCUUGCUGUUUAACCACUCUGACGGAUGCCCACGAAAUGAUGCUGAUCAGGGAGUUGGCCGGACGAGUAUUUAUCCUUCUGAUGCCGCUCAUUGGUGCCGAAAGUAGCUUGGAAUUGUUGCGGAAACAUGACUUACUAAAGACCGCCUACAAUUCGCUGAAAGCAAUUCACGACACUCCCUGGAUGUUCAAGAAGAUAGUUGGUGAGCGGCAUUCGUGUGAAGUAAUUAGCUGCUAUGUUGCCAUAUGCACCAAAAUGGUGGCCAUGAAGCCAGAGUGGUGUGCCGCGCUCUGCGGCCACAGUUUGAUGAGUGGUCUCAGCGAUGUGAUGAAAAAACUCAAGUCGCAGGCGUCCUGUUCGAUUCCGCUUGUGGAACUGUGUGCAUCCCAAAUUUGUGAAUUGUACUCGAUGUGCUACACUAAUAACUUUGAGUUCCUUAAGAUGACGAUUUGUCGAGAUUCUGUAUUCUUGCAGAAUUAUUUAACGCUGAUCAACGAUGUUUUGAGUUUGGAAUGUCCCGAGUACAUGGUGAUUCCCCUAUUAAAGAUGUUUCUCAUAUUCUGCACGGACUCGAAUUCGAACUCAUUUCUCAUCGAACAGAUAAAGAAUAAGCCAUCUCUAUUCAUGGAUUUCUUCCUGUUUGGAUUGCAUGUGAAGCUUAUUAAUUCGCCAUUUCAGCGCUUUACUCUGUCAGCAUUAUCACUUGUGUUCACCAAAGCUCAACUUGCUGCGUAUGAUAUAAGCAUGCUAAGUGAGUUGGAGAAGUUCGAAUUAGCAUUCAGUGAUCCUGAUAUUGCUAAAGAUGGCAAACAAGAAUUCGAGUCAAAAAAGAAGCAAUCUGUAUCGCAAUGCAUCUACGAUGAAUCCUCGGAUAAUUCGGAUGACAAUAAGCAAAGGCCAAACCAUGCGAUCCAGGCCACUAAUGCGGCUAUUAUAAUUUUCCAUCGCUUGGAUCAGCUCUUUGACCGUUACUAUCUAUCGAAGGCCUUAAACUUUUUGGAACUUCCUGCAGUGGGCCAGGUGCAGGUUUGUGAAGCACUCGGCGAACUGCUUAAGGCAUCAACCUGGGCCGUGAAAGCAGCCGGAGAAUCGAAGCUGCUUGGCAAGGUAGUUCACAUUCUGGACGAUUUUCUCAAUGACGAAAAAAUCGGAAACGCCGCCGUCUAUGUGAAGCGAGUGGGACCUCACAAGGCGCAAAGUAUCAUAAGCAAUCUCUUGGUACUGAUUAACAUGCUAUCCCAAUGGCAUAGUUCUCCCAAUUCUGAGAUCAUCCAGACCAGUAUGGCUGCGAAUAUCGCCAAAAUCCUCAUCCGCAUUUGGCCUUGGUUAUCGCACUCGUAUCACUUAAAAAAGGUUACUGUCCAGCUGAUUAUGUUCCUUACGGAGCAUUCAUUCGAAAUGUGUAAACAGAUAUCCCUGCUUCAGUCGGGACAUGCCCAAUCCCUGCUACACCUAAUGGCUCGCGUCGCUGACUUCGAGACCACCAAGAAGGAGAUUCCAAACAAAGAGCCAUCUCUGAAUAUGGUGCCCGCACUAAGGGUUAUGGUAAACUGCUGUUGCUGCACCGAGGGUCGGCUGAGUUUGUCCAAAAUGAAUUUGCUGGAUAUGUUUGACACAAUCCUUCCUGCUAAUCCGUGCUCAACACAUCUUAAAGUGCGACCACCUGUACUGAUUGCAUGGCUCGGAUUCUGGGAGGUAUUUUCCCGGUACGACGUAGGAGGAAAGGCUUGCCAUCUUCAAUCUCUUAUAAACACGAUUCGGCGUAGUCCUCCAUUGAGUCACAAGCGGAUCCUGUGCCUUCGAAUACUCCGCAACAUGUGCUUCUUCAAUGGUAAUCGCCCCCGGCUCGUGGAGCUGGCUGACUUUAUUAACCUGCUGCGUGAUAUUUUGGAGCAGAGGGUCCAAAAAGCACCCACAUCCGAGAAAAACGGGCUGAACUCCUUCGAGGAGCACCGCCUGGCUGUCCUCAUGUUGUGGAAACUCUUCGGUUUCGGUGCCAAAUAUAAGGGCAUGCUGCGGGGCACCAAGCUCUUUAAACUGCUGAUUGGCCUUCGGGUGGAGAUGUCGGUGGUCUUCUCGGAGGAAGAGAAUAAGUACGCAGGCGUUCCGUACGCAAAUGAUCUCGCCAAGUUGCUGGAGAAACUGAUGGAGUCGAUGCGACAAUAAUCGCAGACCAUGGACUCACUCUGAUCAAGUACAAAUCGAUAGGAUAGUUAUAACAGAGUCGUUUUAUUUUUGUAUAAUGUGUAACUUUUGUAAUGGACUUUUGUAAUUCGACUGUGAAACGAGAUAUGUAACUUUUUUAUAUAAUAAUGCACAACCGUUUAAUUUUGUUGUAAGAAGAAGCCUGAAGGCAUUUUAAGUUUGCACAACGUUCUUAACUAAUGGAAAUAAACAUCUGAACCCCAUAACU
Drosophila melanogaster (fruit fly) is the source of this 6284-nucleotide messenger RNA. It is a transcript of the gene ana3, whose product is annotated as anastral spindle 3. The coding region runs from base 104 to 6037 and encodes 1977 amino acids. The record is from RefSeq and is marked reviewed. The transcript has 2 exons. Gene Ontology annotation, cellular component: ciliary basal body; centrosome; centriole. Gene Ontology annotation, biological process: cilium organization. NCBI's taxonomy places the organism in Eukaryota, Metazoa, Arthropoda, Insecta, Diptera, Drosophilidae.